AUGAAUGAUUGGAAGGAUCUCAUCGAUGAAAUACAAGAAGAAGCAAAUAUUCAGAAAAAUACUGAUAAAUUAACACAACUAAUGAAAGAAUUAAUAUCACGCUUUUCCGGACUAGGAAAUUCCCCAAUUGAACAAAGUAAUUUCGAAAAAUUGUUAAAUUUCUUCCGAUUAAUGAACCAAUACAGUGAAAAAGAUUACUAUAUGCAAGUCAAUACUUUCGAAAUUCUUAUCCAUUCGAUGAAUACUUUCUCAAUUACAACAGAUCCAAAAUUAUGGGUAGAUUUAUUUCAAUAUUACGUAAACGUGAUACAAGAUUCCGAUAAAAAACUUUUACAAGUAUUGAAUUCGAGUACUAAUACCUUCUAUUUAUUUUGGUAUUCCAUACUUCGCAUCUCAAAUUUGGAUCAGAAGCUUAAGUUGUCAUUGGAAAAGGUCACAACGUCAUUAUGUCAAACAAACAUUACAAAUAACUACCUCAAAAUAUGGUCAAAGAGCUCUUAUUUGCAUCCGAUUUUUAUUCAAACAGAAGAUCUAAAAUUACAGUCAAUUAUCAUUGAUUCUUUGAUAUUCUCAAUAUUUAGAAUAGAAACAACCAUGGUUGACGAUCCAAUUGAGCCAAUAACUUAUUCUUCUUAUAACACGAGAUUUAUAAACAGCGAAGCCGAGAAAUACACAUACGAUUUACUGAAUUCCAUAUCCAAUGAGAUUACAUCUAUCAAAUUCUUAAUUAACAUCAUUUUCUUUCAAAUUAACAAAUUUAAGAACGAAUUUUUAGUUUCAAAGGGAAGUAUCAACAUAAACGUUGUUACAUUGAUGAGUAUCAUUGAUAUCAUUGUAAAAUACUACACAGAAAAGAAGAUUUCAAUAUAUCCUUUGAUUAUUGAAAAAUUAAAUGAAAUUCCUGAGUUCAAGAACUCAUGUUUCGUUCAAUUAUUUACUAUCUCUAUUUAUUAUCACUCAAAUGCCAUUUGUUACCUCAAUAUGAAGAACUUUGAACCGAAAUUUCUUCAAAUUUUCGCAGAAUUACUUUCAAUUGUGUAUUGCAAGUACUUCAUGAAACUGAAUAAGGAUAAUCUGUGUGAUGUAGCUAAGAGCUGCAAGGCUACUAUCAAAAGAACAGGUUUGGCAGGGUUUAAAGCAGAAUUUCGAUCAAAUUUGGAUUUAAUUUACGAUAGACCUGUUGAAUUUUACAGAAGGAUAUUCGAUCCAACACUUAUAUGCACAUGCCCAGAGCUUAGAAUGGUUACAGAAGAUUACCAAGAGAUUUUCAAAAUAUUUGAAUAUAUUGUUACGAAUUUUCCAGGAAAAAAGGAAGAAUUAGUGUACAGAAUAGUCAAUAUCAAUGUUCUCUUGCAUACUCAUAUAGUAGAAGUGGUAAAUAUCACUGAUAACGCUCAAAUUAUUCAGAAAUAUUUCCCUUCUGAAUUUACAGCGGUGAACUUCAUCCCAGUUUACAAAACCGCCAUUUCUAUCGUCGGUUUGAAUGCCCCUAUUGAAGAAAAAUCUCAAAAAAUUUUUAUUGACAUGACACUUUUUGCAUUUCGGAGCGACAAUCCAGAGAUCGUUUGUAUUGGCAUAGAAGGAUCUAUUCUUGCGUUUUCGCGUAUGAUUAAUAAGUCAUUUUGCUUGAUUGAACCAAUUAUCUCUGCUUGUGAACAAUUUGAGCCUGAUCCGAGGAAGACAUUGCAAGUAUUGAUGUCUUGUUAUGGUAUAGCUACGAGAAAUAAUAUGGAAAACCAAGAAACAAUCAAAGAAAAGAUAAUUCAAAUUAUUGAAAAGAUUUUUGCCAAAAUUCCUAAGGAUAAUAUAGCUGUUGGAUCUCUAAUAACCCUUGUAACUCUGAAUUCGCGUAAAUCUGAUGGUUGUUUCAGUGAAGAUUUGAAAAAUUUAAUCCGAACUUUCUUUUCUGGAGAUAUUAAGUUCUCUAUGAAUUCAUUGAGACUAUUCUCAUUCUUUUCUGAGUAUUUUAAUGUCAUUAGAUCUAAAUUCCCUGAGUUUCCAGAUAUUUUUGGAAAUAUUCUCAAAGAAAUCCUGAUAAAAAGGGAUGAUUUGUCCAAGAAUAUCUUCAAUACACUUGUUGACGUACUUAUUGACAUCACUGUCCAAACAGAAGACUCUAAAUUUUUAGAUGAAGUUUGUAAUUUCCAUAAAGACAACAAAACAGUGAUUCAAAAGAGGUCUGAACUCAAUUUCUACAAGAAUUCAGACCUAAUUGAAUCCAAUUACAACUACAAAUCCGAUCUAGUUGUAAUUACAAACAAUGAAACGCUUCACAAGCUGAAGAAUGAAGGAAACGAACUCACCAUACUUACUAAGACCUAUUUCAGUAAGUCUUCCCAUAAAGUAAUCAUGCCAAAAGCCGAAAAAUCAAAAAUACCAAAAUACGAUAAAGAAAAAACCGAAGUUCCUCCAGCAGAAACGAUCAAUUCUGAGUUCUCCCAAUCCAUUGGAACUCUUGUUGACGACAUAAUUUCGAAGAAUCAGCUGAAAGAAUACAAAUUUGAGGAUUUCAGCAAUUCUUUCACCCAGCAAACGUCUAAUCCUUCAUCACCAAGGAUGAGGCUUGAGCACAGACCCUCCAUGGAGCUGUUUCAUACUAAUGAUCCAACGACAUCCCUCUUUAUGGCCCUUUUCGGAGACAAUUACAUCACUACUAAGCCAUCAAACCUGAUAGACAUUGCUGUUGACCGUGUUUUCAGUAUCUCGCCCCGUGAAAACAUCAAAGUUGGCUUAAUUUUUGUAAAUGGCCUCCAAAAACAGAACGAAAUCUUCUCAACCGAGUGGAAAGAUACAUCAUCUGCGUUCAAAAGCUUUGUUCUUUCACUCGGCGAGGUUGUAGAUCUCAAAGAUUUCUCCGGAUUCCAAGGAAAACUUGAUACAGCCAAUUUUUCAAAUGGUCGAUAUCAUAUCUACUACGGGACACCUCGAUUUGAGCUGUUUUAUCACACUGCUCCUUUAAUGCCUAUUGAUCCAACCGAUAAACAGCAAAUUUACAAGAAGAGACACAUUGGAAACGACAAUUUGCACGUUGUAUGGGCAGAAAACACAUUUGAUUACGAUACAUCGACAAUUACGAGCCAGUUCAACGACGCUCACAUUAUUGUCUUUCCUUUGGAGAACUCCAAUUUCUUCAGAGUUUCAGUCAAACUGAAGAAACAAAUCGAGUACGAAGUCGGACCUCUUUUCGAUGACAUUAUUUUGCCUCCUGAUUCAUUGCCUUCUUUAGUGCAGUGGACAACGAUCUUGACAGACAGAAUGGUCAGGGAUGGAAUGUCUGACUCUUCUCCACACGAAGUAUUUGAUGACGACGUUUCUAAGUUAAUCAAAAUGGCUAAAUCUAAUUGA
Messenger RNA from Trichomonas vaginalis G3, 3345 nucleotides. RefSeq names its product GTPase activator protein. Bases 1 to 3345 code for a protein of 1114 amino acids. Gene Ontology annotation, cellular component: nucleus; cytoplasm. The record is from RefSeq and is a predicted model, not a curated record. Lineage: Eukaryota; Parabasalia; Trichomonadida; Trichomonadidae. The transcript has a single exon. Gene Ontology annotation, biological process: positive regulation of GTPase activity; regulation of small GTPase mediated signal transduction. Gene Ontology annotation, molecular function: GTPase activator activity.